AUGGCGCCGCUAUCCGACUACCUCAGCUUCUACACCUCCAUGGCAAAAGCUAUGUUUACUAUCAUCUUCGCACGCCUUUACAAACCUCAGCGCCCUCCCCACCGCGAUCUGCAAGGCCAAACUGCGAUAGUGACAGGCGCGAACAGCGGCAUCGGUCUUUCGAUCGCAACUGCGCUAGCAAAACAAGGUGCAGUCGUGUAUCUCGCCUGCCGCAAUCUCGAAAAAGGCGAUGCAGCUGUGGCUUCCAUCGCUUCGCAACUCGGGUCCGAGGCUAGCAAAAGGUUGUUUUGCUGGAAACUCGAUGUUGGAGAUUUGGAGAGUGUACGUGUGUUUUGCGAGAGAUGGAAAGAGGAGGGCAAGAAGAUUGAUAUGCUUUGUCACAACGCUGGGAUAGCGGGGCCGCCUGAAGGUUCGAGGACUAAGGAUGAGAAAGGCCGCGACGUGGUUCUUGUCACGAACUUUCUGGGCAGCUUCUUGAUGACGAAUCUGCUCGAAGGAUAUCUAGGCGAGAAGGCAAGAGUUGUUUUUACGAGUAGUACUGGGCACUACGCCGCCGCAGAGACAUUGAUGCGCCCGAAUCUGGAAGCCGUGGCAUCAAAGACCACCAGUGAUGAGGGCGGCGUUGUGCAGAAGCUUCUGCACAAGACAAAAGCGUAUCUUGGUAUAGGAACGACUACCCUUCAAUCAUACGCGCUAUCAAAAGCACACCAAGUCCUCUUCGCCGCUCUUCUCCAGCGCCGCUUCGACUCCAGCCCAAAAAACCACCGUACAGCACAAGCAUUCAGUCCUGGGUAUGUCGCGGUGGAUACGGAUGAGGGCGCAAAGACUGGAGCCUGGCUGGCGAGUUGUGGUGGGGAGGAAGGGGUCGAAGGGGGAUAUUGGGAGUGGACGAGUAGAAGGAUGAGCCUUGUUGAGUUUGUGGAAAGGCAGCUUGGGGAGAAGGAGUGGAAGGUGCAAUGCGAGAAGGUUUGGAGAGGAUGGGAAGAGGAUAGUGGUUGUACUUGGGUCACAGUCAAGACUUGA
Molecule: messenger RNA, 1023 nt
Organism: Alternaria viburni
Lineage: Eukaryota; Fungi; Ascomycota; Dothideomycetes; Pleosporales; Pleosporaceae
Exons: 2
Coding region: 1-1023 (340 amino acids)
Source: RefSeq, a predicted model, not a curated record